This is a messenger RNA of Saccostrea echinata, 990 nucleotides long. RefSeq lists its product as uncharacterized. Gene Ontology annotation, biological process: G protein-coupled receptor signaling pathway. Gene Ontology annotation, molecular function: G protein-coupled receptor activity. The transcript has a single exon. The record is from RefSeq and is a predicted model, not a curated record. Lineage: Eukaryota; Metazoa; Mollusca; Bivalvia; Ostreida; Ostreidae. Gene Ontology annotation, cellular component: membrane. Bases 1 to 990 code for a protein of 329 amino acids.
AUGAACAUUACAAUCACAUCAAAUUUACAUAUCACAACAACUGGAAAUGAGGAAGACCUUACACCUUCGUUGAAAUGUAGGUUAUCCGUAUGUCAGGACAAGCCAUGGUACCUAUGUGGGACCUUUGUUCUCACAAUGGUAAACCUUGCAGUAGGAACAGCGGCAAAUUGCUUUCUUUGUUUCCAGAUCAUCCGAAAGAGAUCCUACCAUACCACUACUUUUGCUUGCAUUUUCGUCUUAGCUCUAAGUGACAUCAGUGCAUCAAUUUCCAUGAUGGCUGCUUCGGUGGAUCUUAAUACAAAACCAAUAAGCACAGUCACGUUUUCAGAAAUAUUUGAAAUUGUGGACCGAAAUAUUCUACUUGCAAUGGCGACAACUGUUAUAUGGUCCAAUGAGAAUAUGGUGCUGUUUGCUAUUGAAAGAUAUUCUUUAAUGAAGAAUCCAAUCAAGUAUGCUAGAUUUCAAACACCAAAAAGAAUAUUUGUAAAAUCGUUUCUUUGCCUUUUUAUAACCGGGGUAUUUAAUAUUUGCACUCUUGUCAUACUUAUUCAACUAAUAUGUAAAGAGAUGAACGCAAAUUGUAUUCUGCCUUUCUUCGGUGCAUUGGGUAUUCCAUUUUGGGUGGUAACUUUAAUUUUGUUGAUCGUUAUUCAUCGCAGUAAAAUAAAACGUUUACGUGCGACACAUCUCAGUACAAAUGUACAAAUCGAUCGCGUAACGUCUAGAAUGACGAAAUCAAUUUACGUCAUUUUGAUUAAUUAUUUUAUCGCCAAUGGACCUUCUCUCGUGAUCGAUAUUUUGAAAUUUCUUGAACUGUUCUGUACAUUUUCAUUUAAGGUAGAUGGACCUUUACUUUUUAAUGUGACUUUUUUCUUCAGUUCCAUAAAAGUCACUGCUAAUCCAUUUAUAUAUUUCUUCUGUUCUAAGGUCAAAUGUCAGAGAUGUUGUUAUUUCGGAAACAAACCUCUUGCUUCGUCAGCGUUUUCGUAA